Dictyostelium purpureum is the source of this 1200-nucleotide messenger RNA. RefSeq lists its product as uncharacterized. Lineage: Eukaryota; Evosea; Eumycetozoa; Dictyosteliales; Dictyosteliaceae. The record is from RefSeq and is a predicted model, not a curated record. The coding region runs from base 1 to 1200 and encodes 399 amino acids. The transcript is spliced from 3 exons.
AUGGGUGCUCAAGAAUUACCAGCACUUCAGUCUUUGACAAAAACCCAUAUGGCAAUAUUAACAUUUUGUUCAUUAGUGGUGAUACUCAAACUUAUAUAUAUAUACCGUUAUGAAAAAAAGAAGAAUACAGCAGCAAAACUAAAGAAAAUAAUACAUUAUUUAAUUUUAACCUACAUCUUUUUAAUUUUAAUUUUAAAUUAUAUUCAAAUUGGUAGAUUUUAUUAUAACCCAGCCAUUUGGACAAUUUUUUAUAAAGUGGUAUAUAAUAUUUGCGGUUUCCUAUUUACAUCAUCAUUUAUCUUAUUACUAACUUAUUGGAUUGGUAUGAUUACCGAUAUUUUUGAAAUAAGAAAAGGGGCAAUUUUUACAAAAUAUACUGGACCGGUUUUUAUGGUAGUUCAAUUUUCGAAUUUUGUUAUCAAACUAUUAACAAUUAUAUCAAAUGCAAAAGUAUUUUAUUUACAAACUAGACUAGCAUUAGAAAAAGCAUCCAUCUAUUUUGAUUUCUUUGUAAAUACUGGUGUUUUAUUCAUUUUAAUUACAUUUAUUGUUUUAAAUCUCUAUGUAUUUAAUAAAAAAGUUAGAAGAAGAAUUAAAAUAUUUACAGUAAUUGCAGCAGUUGUUGGUGCAACAUUCUUUUGUUUAACUUUAUUAAGAGUUUUAAUUUAUUAUGAUUCAUCAAAAUACAGCUAUGGUACAUUAACAUUAGUUAGCGCAUUAACAUUAGAAGUUGUAUUUGUUGUAUAUCCAAUUAGAAUUGAUGUUAUCAAUAAUAGACACGUUAACAAAUUCUUUGGUUUAUUCUAUAUCGGUUUUUCAAAAGAAACAAGACAAGAUACAUUAAGCUCACAUAAGAAAACCAAUGCUACAAUACAUCAACAAACCAUGAAAGAUAAAGAUGGAGGUCUAAAUACAAUUCAUGACUACGAAUCAAAUAAAGAACCAACUACAACUGUAUCUUUAGAAGAAUUUGAAAUUAACAAUUCACCUAAUCUAGAUAAUAAGCAUCACAGCGAACUUCAAAAUGGAGCAAAUAACAAUAAUGAAAAUACCGAAAUUAACAUCUCUGAAUUAAACAAUACAAACAAUAAUAACUUUAAUAAUAAUACAUUAGAUGAAACAAAUACAAAUAAUACAAAUACAACCUCAUCAAACAGUAGCUCUGAUAGUUUAAAAGAAAUAAUUUCAGAAGUCCAAUAA